AUGCUCUUCAUUUGGGACUCACUCAAUGUCCCUGGGUCUCAGUUCUCCAGCACUAAAGGUCGAAUAAAUUGUUUGUGUUUCACCUGAAAUUGCCACAGAAAGGAUAUUUUUUAAGCUUUUGGCAACAAAAUUUCCUUUCAAAAUAUUGCAUUUCAUGUUUUCCCUGUGGCAUGUAUUUAUUGAGCCCCCUCCUACGCAAGUGGAGCCACGGAGGCCAUGGUGGAGACAGCGUGGUUCCCACUGCACAUCCUAGUGCCAACACUCUUAAGGGUGACAGAGGGAAGGUCUGGGUGCUGGAAACGAGAGUAUCCACCUCCUUUCAUCCCCCUGGGACUGCCCAGUCCUCCUCACUCUCUCCACGCCACCCCGGACUGACCAGGCCAAUGGAGGGACCGCGUGCCAAGCAUCCCCCAGAGAUGCCCACGGCCCCACACCGGUGGCCGGCUGUGGCUGUGACAGGUGGAGUGCGUGGACACAGGAAUGCACAAAGCCCACGUGGGCCAGAGGAGGGCAAGGACAAAUUGGAUGCUAGUGACAGCACGUGUGACCUCGCCUGGCUCCCCGUCAUGCCUGCUGAGUUGCAGCAGGUACCCGAGAGCAAUUUAAGUCCUUUCCACAAGGUGCUGUUUAGAGCACCAUGGAGCUCCCAGCACCAGCAGCUGCUGCUGCGUCCCCUGGCCCCGGCAGCCCUGGGAGUGAUGGCACCUUUGGCUGGGGGUUCUCAGUCAAACCUGGAUCCGUUCUGGCCCCACGGUUGCUGCACAUACACAGCCCUCCCCAGGAUGUCACUGUCCCCCUGCCACUCCUCAGUGGGGACACCAAGGCUCUCAUGCCAGCUCUGCUUCUGCCUUGUGGAGGUGCAGGGGUAUUUCUUCCUCAAGGAAAGGGCAACGGAAGGAGGGAACAAAAUUCAAGGCAAACUGGGAGGGGAACACAACAUCAAAGGCAAAGAGCCAGAGCCUGGAUGCAGAACAAGCCGAAUUCCUGUUCCCACAGCAACCGGCGCUCACCCUCUCGCCCGGCGCCAGGCUGGCACCAGCGCGCCCACGUUCGCCAGGGGACGUGAGGGUGGCACCUCCAGUUCUGCCUUUUCCUUUUGAGCUGGAUUAACUGCAUGGCGUGGCGUGGCACCACACCAAACCCAGCCUAAGAGGGGUUUUGGGUUGUCUGUUCCCAUCCCAAGGCAGGAGCAGAGGGAUGAGGUGGGCUUUCCAGCAGGUGCAGGCUAUAGGUGCCACCACUUUUGGGGGGUAUUUUCUGAGUGGCCUCGUGGCAGAUGACUCUCCCACCACCCUGGACCUUGUCUGUGCAUGGACCAAACAUCCUGGAGAGCAAUUUCAGAGGGCUCCAGCUUCUGCUGGCUGCCUCCUGUGAGCAGGAGCCGGACACUGGCUGCUCCAUGCUGCUGUGUGGGACUCCAGGGCUGCUGACCCAGCUGGUUUUUGGCAAGUUGGAGCAGCUGUUUGCCAGGGAAUCUGUUUCUAAAAGCCACAGCAAUGCUGGUGAUUUUGCCCAUGUCACAAAGCAGGGUGGAAGGGGUCUGGAAAGCCAGCUGGGAGCACCCUGCCCCUGCAGGACAGGUCUGGGUACAGAGGUGCCAGCAUGGAGCUGUUACAGGACAGAGGUGCUUUGGCAGGGAAUGCUCUGGUACCCUGGGUGCCAUGAGGGGAUUUGGAGUUAAGGUGUUAAAAAUGCAGCUCAUCUCAGGACAAGCCCAGGUGGGCUUUUGGUCAGGAGGUCUGAUGGACUCAGUGGAGCUGAGAUGGUGCUGGGAUUGGGAAUGGGAAAGGUGGGUCUGGCAGUGGAUGCAUUGCCCUUAGCCUCAGCAGCAAGCACUGGCCAGCCAUGGAGCAAACCCUGUGGAACACUUCCUCAUUCAGUGUCUGCUGCGGUGUGUCACCGAAAUCACAGGGCAGGAGUCACGGGGCUUGGGGGCCCGGCUCCUCCUCCCUCCCUCAGUCAGGACUUUGGGCUGUUUGCAAGUGGGGUUUCUCUUGCUCUGUUUGGGAAGAGCUUAAUUGAUGCCCCCCCUGAGCUGUUAACUCUUACCUGGGAUAUUCCUGGUGCUGGACUUCCUGAUGAGGCAAUCAGGGGCCUCUGAUCCGAUCCGAUCCUAUCCUAUCCUAUCCCCACCUACCCUGAUCCAAUCCCUUUCCCUUGUCAUCUCUCUGUCCAGGACUUUCCUAUCCUAUAUAAACCCUCUGAUCCUCCCCUUUUCCGUGCUGUGCUUGUGUGUGAAUGCAGCUGGGAAAAUAUCCAUGUUCCUACAGUUUCUUCAACUCCUGGGAAUGGUGUGGAGAAAAGCUGGGUUUUUUCUGCCAUCCUUUUCCUGAAAUGCCCUCUCAGGGGUCUCUCCAGGACCACACACUGUGUGGAGCUGGUCUUCAUCCUUCCUUCCACAGGGCAUCCAUGCUGGCUCCCAGCACUCAGCUGGCAGUGGGGAUCAGCCAGGGCUUCCCAUGAGGAGGUUCUGCCCAUGGUUUGAAAAUAGCAUUUAUUUGCUCAGGGUUGCCAUAGUUACUGGUGAAAGUCGUGUGGCUUCCUGCUGCUUGGUUGGGAGAUUCUCUCCAUUGUGGCAUCACCGGCUGGUUUCACCUUCACCCAUGGAAAAUGCAGGAAUUUCUUGGGCCUCAGGUGGGCUCUGCAUGGGAUGCCCCUUUCCCCCCUGGCACCCUUCAGCAACCUGCAGGCUGCACCUGCAGCGCUGUCACAGAUUUUCAGUCCCCAAUCACAGGGUUUGCAUUUCUAGGAGGAGCCACUGUGGUUUCCCAGCACAGAGCCUGUCCCUACGCUGCAUCCAGGAGCUCUUGGAAGCAGACACUGCGAGCCAGCACACCAACCUCCCACCAUACCCCACACCUGGUUUUUGGGAAGCUGAGCUGCAAACGGGGGCCUGAAACAGCUGACAUAUCCUGGAGAGGCAGUUUUGGAGACGUGAUGCUUGGUGAGACGGGGAUGCAGCGUGGGAAGGAUGCUUGGUGGCUGGGAGCCAUGUGUGGGCUGUGCAGAGACACCCAGAGAAGCACAAACCCAGUGCUCGGGCUCGUCCUGCACUGGAGUCUCCCAGCCACGGGGUUUUCCUGCCGGAGGCUUGUGGGAGCAGACAGUAUUUGUUAUCUUCCAUGGCAGACACCACCCCACAGACAGAGCCUGGAGCCAGCCUGGGGGCCACUGGCACUCUCCUGCCUGUGGCUGUUCUCCUGCUGCCCUGGGAGCUGCCCUGGGGACACGGGGAGAGGAGCAUGUUGGGGACAGGAUGUGGCAGGACAAAUCCAGGCCCAAGGUGCCACAACCUUUUUGAGGAUGGAGCUACUGCCAGAUGCUGAGAAUAGGCAGCCACAGGGCACCAAGUAGGAAGAGAAGGACAAUUUUGAGUCAUUACACUCAGUUUUGGGGAGAAAACCCAGGUUGGUGAGGGUUUCUGCUGCCUGGGUGGGAGCUGCUUCAGAACCAUGUGCUGGGCUGCUCCUGAUCUGGCCUUCGUCACUGAGCUGGGACAGUGCCAUGGCUCUGCCCACACAACCUGCCUCUUCUCUGUGCUGCCAGCUCUCCCUUGGCCCGUGGAGCUGGCAGGUGGGGAGGGAGAUAAACUCUUGGCUGGCUGGCAGAACAGCACCUUCCUGCAGAGCUGCUGAGCACGAGGUGCUGAAGAAUCGCUGCCCCGAGAUGCACCGGGGCAGGAGUCUCCUCUCCCCUCCCUGCCUCACUCAGCUUGUAUCAGAGUCCUCACUACCAAUUAGCAAAUUAAAUCCAAUCCCUCUGGCACUUCUCAGGUAUUCCUACACAGCUGCUGUGCUUGUGGCUCCUCCAGCCUUGGCUCCUGCACCCUGAUGGAGCAUCACCUCUGGCAUGCUGCCAUGCCGUGCCUGCCGGCCUCUCCUCCAGGGUUCCCAUGCCUAUGGACCCCUCAAGAACUGGAGAUGAGACUGAGAAGGUGCUGGUGCCAGUGGCAGCUCAGUGGCAGCUGUCUGGGAGCCCCUGAAGCUCCUGUCCUCUGCAGCUCACGGAUGCAGCGUUACCCCCACCUCCCACCCCGCUCCUGCACACAUUCUCUGGUGGGCUUGACUAAUACACUUAGAGAAGGAUAUUUUUGACUGGGUGAAGAAAUUUGCCAAAACAGGGUCAGAUUGUCCCCAGCAAUUGUUCUCUGCAUGGGUUGGGGCAAGCAGUUUUUCUGCAGAUGUACUUCUGGGGGUGGGUGCUGGCAGCGCCCCAAUCUCACCCUGCCUGGCCACGGAGACCACGGGCGCUGUGCCCUGGCCCCUGGCAGCCCCCGUUAGUCCAUAGUGGGGCAGGACAUCCCACGGCCUCGCCUCCCUGCCCCACCGCCGGGCCGAGCAUGUGGCAGCCGGUGCCUUUCCUGGCCAUGGCCGCGCUGCCCAGGAUCACCCAGCCUGAAAUGCUGCGGGGUUUGGCAUCUCCCUUGCAGGCAGUUCCUCUCCUCCAACCCCCUCUGUGAAGCGUCCCGCCAGUGGCGAGAGGACAGUUGGCUAAUCAUGGGGAUGAGGUGACAUCUGCUUAUCCGAGCCCCGCCCGGGCCGGGCAGCCCGCGGCACCCGCUGGCGGCUGCGGGGACCAGCGCCCGUUUUCCAAGAGCGCGGGCACCUCCUGUGGAACGGGCACCUCCUGUGGAACGGGCACCUCCUCUGGAACGGGCACCUCGUUGGGAAGGAGCGAGACAGCGAGAAUGCAGGAAAGGCUGAGGCAGUGGGAGGGAGUUUCUGUUCCUCUUGGGCUAGAAGAAAUGCUCACCCAACCCCAAAAUUCAUAUCCUGAGAUCGGCUAUGCUGGUCUGAGCUCUCAGGGUCUGUCCUAUCUCUGGCUUCACGUGCUGCCUUCUCCUCUAAGCCUCUUGUUAUAAAUGAAGUCUGUAAUUCCCGCUGUUAUGUAUAAAAAUGAACUGUAAUGAAACUAUACAGAGCCAGAGUUUCAAAACCCCCCACCAGCCUGGCUGAGAGAAAAAUUUUACAUCACUGGAGGACUUGAAAAGGGAAGUUCUUUCAACACAAAAGUAAUCAAUAGGUGAGGAUUCCACCCCAGGUGGGAUUGGAUCUUAUCACCUUAUGACUUGAUCACUAUCUUCUGAUAUCUACAUCUCAGCCGAUAAGGAAUUAGACAUUCCGGGAACUUCAUUGAGGGUUCCAGGAAUCGGAGACAGACAAAUUCAUCACCAAAGAUGGACAGUUCAUCAGACCUGGGAAAUGCUUUGUGCAGUCCAACUUCGGGACAAGAAAACAUCAUGAAUAUGCUAAAUUGCGAGAAGAAUAGAAUUAAUUCGGACUCUGCCCAAGAACUGUGUAAGAAGGGACCAGCUGAAGCAGCAGUCGUGAAUUCGGGAGCUCUGGUGCGACAGAGGUCAGAUCCAUGCGUGUUCACCCAGCUCCGACCCCGGGCUCCGAGCUGCUUUUCUCGAUCGUGGCUUUCUAUGUGACUGAUGUUUCAGC
Corvus hawaiiensis (hawaiian crow) is the source of this 5444-nucleotide messenger RNA. RefSeq lists its product as uncharacterized. The coding region runs from base 171 to 1100 and encodes 309 amino acids. The record is from RefSeq and is a predicted model, not a curated record. NCBI's taxonomy places the organism in Eukaryota, Metazoa, Chordata, Aves, Passeriformes, Corvidae. The transcript is spliced from 2 exons.